Messenger RNA from Conger conger (European conger), 1953 nucleotides. Its product is annotated as gamma-enolase-like. Bases 68 to 1372 code for a protein of 434 amino acids. Gene Ontology annotation, biological process: glycolytic process. Gene Ontology annotation, cellular component: phosphopyruvate hydratase complex. The record is from RefSeq and is a predicted model, not a curated record. NCBI's taxonomy places the organism in Eukaryota, Metazoa, Chordata, Actinopteri, Anguilliformes, Congridae. Gene Ontology annotation, molecular function: magnesium ion binding; phosphopyruvate hydratase activity. The transcript has 12 exons.
UCUCUCCCUCUCUCUGUCUCUCACAUUCUCUCGCUUGCCCUGCAAGGCUGAAGGCGAAUACGGCAGGAUGUCCAUAGUGAAUAUUGUGGCCAGGGAGAUCCUCGACUCCAGAGGAAACCCCACUGUGGAGGUGGACCUGCACACUGAGAAAGGUGUGUUCAGGGCAGCAGUUCCCAGUGGAGCAUCCACAGGUAUCUAUGAGGCUCUUGAACUCAGAGAUGGGGACGCCAGUCGAUACAAAGGAAAAGGUGUGCUCAAGGCCGUGUCUAAUAUCAAUGACAUCAUCCGCCCAGCUCUUCUCCAGUCUGGGAUCAGUGUUGUGGAGCAGGAAAAGCUGGAUAACAUGAUGCUUGAGAUGGAUGGCACCGAAAACAAGUCUCAGUUUGGUGCCAAUGCAAUUCUGGGCGUUUCUCUCGCCAUAUGCAAGGCCGGAGCGGCAGAGAAAGGCGUUCCCCUGUACCGCCAUAUUGCUGACCUGGCAGGCAACACAGAGCUGGUGCUGCCGGUUCCUGCUUUCAACGUGAUCAACGGCGGAUCUCACGCUGGGAACAAGCUGGCCAUGCAGGAGUUCAUGGUGCUCCCGGUGGGAGCUGAGUCAUUCCGGGAGGCUCUGCGCGUGGGUGCUGAGCUCUACCACACCCUGAGGGGGGUCAUCCGCGACAAGUACGGCCAGGACGCCACCAACGUAGGGGACGAGGGCGGCUUCGCUCCUAAUAUCCUGGAGAACAGCGAAGCUCUGGAGCUGCUGAAAACAGCCAUAGAGAAGGCAGGCUUCACAGACAAAGUGGUGGUGGGGAUGGAUGUUGCUGCUUCAGAGUUUUACCGUGAUGGAAAAUAUGAUCUCGACUUCAAAUCCCCCCCUAACCCUGAUAGACACAUCAGUGCAGAGGAACUGUGUGAGAUUUACCAGAGCUUUGUCAACAAUUACCCAGUCGUGUCCAUAGAGGACCCAUUUGACCAGGAUGACUGGCCUGCCUGGUCACAGCUGACCGCCUCCAUGGGCAUCCAGAUAGUUGGGGACGACCUGACCGUGACCAACCCCCGGAGGAUCGAGAAGGCAGCCGAGGAGAGGGCCUGCAACUGCCUGCUGCUGAAAGUCAACCAGAUCGGCUCGGUCACCGAAGCCAUACAGGCGUGCAAACUGGCCCAGGCAAAUGGCUGGGGAGUGAUGGUCAGCCACCGCUCUGGGGAGACGGAGGACACCUUCAUCGCUGACCUGGUGGUGGGGCUUUGCACUGGACAGAUUAAGACCGGAGCUCCCUGUAGAUCGGAACGCCUGGCCAAAUACAACCAGCUGAUGAGGAUCGAAGAGGAGCUGGGCGAUCAAGCUCGUUUUGCUGGGCACAAUUUCAGAAAUCCCAGUGCCCUCUGAGAAUUGCAUACACAGCGAAAUAUACAGGCACACUGAGCCACUUUGAUAUUCAUGAAGACUGACAGGCACACAUGAACAGAGGCUGGCACAGCCUGAAAAACACACUCACACAACAAAAUCAUAUCGCAAUUAAAAUCAUAAACAAAAUCAUAUUGCAAAUAACUGGCACUCACUCACAAGGACAGCCUGUCUGAUGCACUGAUUGACUGUUUUAUUGCAUGGUUGAUGAACACUAAAAGACUGACUGCUUCACUAUAAAACAGAGAAAAAGAAUCACAAACAGUGUGUAGCACAGUCUCGCGCUAAAUUUGUGACAGAAUUGCACUUCCUCUCUUGUCUGCCUCUCUCCUCUAUGCUUGCUCUGUAUUUCUUUCUAAUUACUCCCAUAUUUUUUCUGUCUCUGAAGCGUUCAUGGUUCCUGUACUGGUCUGAUCUUUCCUUCUAACCAGUCUUUUCCCCAUCCUGCAUUCCCUGUCCCUCUUUCCUAAUGUUCGCUGAAUUAAUGAAUUAAAAUUGAAUGCAUUAUAGAUAUAUUCAAUACAAUAAAAAGAGAACUAUUUAUGAUGGUUAAGUAAACCACA